This is a messenger RNA of Tachysurus vachellii, 2732 nucleotides long. Its product is annotated as B-cell receptor CD22-like. Lineage: Eukaryota; Metazoa; Chordata; Actinopteri; Siluriformes; Bagridae. The record is from RefSeq and is a predicted model, not a curated record. The coding region runs from base 91 to 2088 and encodes 665 amino acids. The transcript is spliced from 13 exons.
CACACACUCCUCUUCACACUUUAUUUUCUGCUCAGUUGUCAGACACAAGAGUCUAAAAGUCACGUUUGUAUAUAGAAUCUUUAUAGAAGAAUGAUGUCCCUUAAACUGUCUUCUCUGCUUUGUCUGAUCUUUGUCCUCAUGAUCACAGCUCUUGGGAAUGAAUGGAGUGUGAAAUACAGCCAACUUAGUCUCUGUGCUUUAAAAGGAUCUACAGUGAUUAUGAACGUCACUUACACACACCCACCAGGUCUUACAGUGAGAGAGAGGUUUUGGGUAAUAAACCCAAUUAAGGGUAAAGAGUGGACUGAUCUGUAUAAUGAACCAGGUUACUCAGGCAGAGUGAUGUAUUUAACAGAUGUACAGAAUCACUUCCCCCUCAGACUGAGUGAUGUGAAGAAAAUAGAUAAACAGAUGUACUGCUUUAGAAUCAGAACAAAUGAAGAUAAAGAAAGAUACCAGGGUUUUCCUGGAGUUACACUCAAUGUUACAGAUCUUGAUCUUCAGAUCGCUCCUGCAGAAGUGACAGAAGGACAAUCAGUCGUUCUGAUCUGUAAAACCACCUGCAAUCUGACUGAUCCAACAUUCAUCUGGUACAAAAACAGCAGAAAUUUAACCACAAAUACCAACAAGGACAAUGAAGUCCGUCUGCAGUCGGUCAGCAGUGAGGAUGCAGGCAGUUAUAGCUGUGCUGUAAGAGGAUAUGAACAUCUCCACUCUCCUGAUCAAACCCUCAGAGUUAGAUCUCUUGGGAAUGAAUGGAGUGUGAAAUACAGCCAACUUAGUCUCUGUGCUUUAAACGGAUCUACAGUGAUUAUGAACGUCACUUACACACACCCACCAGGUCUUACAGUGACAAAGAGGUUUUGGGUAAUAAACCCAAUUAAGGGUAAAGAGUGGACUGAUCUGUAUAAUGAACCACGUUACUCAGGAAGAGUGAUGUAUUUAACAGAUGUACAGAAUCACUUCCCCCUCAGACUGAGUGAUGUGAAGAAAACAGAUGAACAGAUGUACUACUUCAUAAUCAGAACAAAUGAAGGGAAAGAAAGAUACCUGGGUUUUCCUGGAGUUACAGUCAGUGUUACAGAUCUUGAUCUUCAGAUCGCUCCUGCAGAAGUGACAGAAGGACAAUCAGUCGUUCUGACCUGUAAAACCACCUGCAAUCUGACUGAUCCAACAUUCAUCUGGUACAAAAACAGCAGAAAUUUAAUCACAAAUACAAAGAAGAACAAUGAAGUCCAUCUGCAGUCGGUCAGCAGUGAGGAUGCAGGCAGUUAUAGCUGUGCUGUAAGAGGAUAUGAACAUCUCCACUCUCCUGAUCAAACUCUCAGAGUUAGAUGUCAUGGAACUCUAGAUCGUCCAAAGAAUGUCUCAGUGUCCAUCAGUCCCUCUGGUGAGAUAGUGGAGGGCAGUUCAGUGACUCUGACCUGUAGCAGUGAUGCUAACCCACCUGUACAGAGCUACACCUGGUUUAAGGGGAAGACAUCAGUAGGAAAUGAAAAGACCUACAACAUCUCCAAGAUCAGCUCUGAGGACAGUGGAGAGUACAAGUGCAAGAGCAGUAAUAAAGUUGGACAUCAGGACUCCAACAGUGUGACUCUGAAUGUUCUGUAUCCUCCAAAGAAUGUUUCAGUGUCCAUCAGUCCCUCUGGUGAGAUAGUGGAGCACAGUUCAGUGACUCUGACCUGCAGCAGUGAUGCUAACCCACCUGUACAGAGCUACAACUGGUUUAAGGGGAAGACACCUGUAAGAAAAGAAAAGACCUACAUCAUCUCCAAGAUCAGCUCUGCGGACAGUGGAGAGUACAAGUGCAGGAGCAGUAAUAAAGUUGGACAUCAGUACUCUAACAGUGUGACUCUGAAUGUUCUGUAUCCUCCAAAGAAUGUCUCAGUGUCCAUCAGUCCCUCUGGUGAGAUAAUGGAGGACAGUUCAGUGACUCUGACCUGUAGCAGUGAUGCUAACCCACCUGUACAGAGCUACACCUGGUUUAAGGUGAAUGAAUCAUCACCUGUAGGAUCUGGACAGAGUUACAGAGCUGUACCGAGUGGACAGUAUUACUGUGAGGCUCAGAAUAAACACGGCUCUGAGUGAUCAGCUGCAGUGUCUGUCACUAUUAAUGCAAGUACUGUGAUUGUGAUUGUGUAUGUGUCUGUUGGACCCGGACUUUUUGGGCUUGCAGCUUUCCUCUCUGCACUCUUUUGGCUGAGAAGCAAGAGACAGAAGAAGAAGGUAGAUGAAGGUGACAAUCAGAACACUGGACCGAGUGCUAAAGACGACACGUAUGCAGCUCUAGACUCCACAAGCUGGGCAGUUGAUGAUGUGUAUCACACACUUGCAAUUUUUCAUCCCAGUUCUCCUGCUGACUCGCCCACAUCCUCUGACUAUGAGAAUAUUGCAGUGAGCAUUUUGAUCCCAAAACCACCACUAGAUUAAAUACUAAUUUAAUAAUAAAUGUUUUAUAUGAAAAUGUGCUACAAUACAAUGAGGCUGACUCUGUGUGAAUCCUGAGACAUCUAGAGAUCUACCAGCUCCAGUUAGACUUUUACAUCAAUACAACAUUUGUUUGACUGUAUAUUUAUAAUCACACCCCCAGUGUCACCCAUAUGAGGAUGAGGUUCCCCUUUGAGUCUGGUUCCUCUCAAGGUUUCUUCAUUUACCAUCUAAGGGAGUUUUUCCUCCCCACAGUCACCUGAGUCACCUCAGACUUGUUCAUUGGCGAUAAAUACAUACACAUU